CAGAGAAUGACAUGUCCAUGUUCUAAAUGUCUUUGUGUUUGUUUCUUUAGGCACUCUUCAGGCUGGUUUGAAUGAGGCACUCUACGGUAAAGGCCCUCUCCAGCAUUCCCAUCCACAGGGCUGGACAAGAUGCCAAAGCAGCCUCUCUCUUCUUCUCCCCCAGAAGUGACAAACAGGACCUGAAGUGUCUCUUCUGGAAAAGUUUUCCAUUACCUUUGUACAACAAAGGUGUCCUUCCAACUAAUAUUGUCAAGGACACAGGAGCCCGGAGGCUAAGUUUUAAAUACUUGAAGUGAUUCAAAGGGGACAAAUUUUCACCUAAUGCAGGCCGGCUCUUACAGCACCACUGUUUCUGUCCCCUGGCUUCGAUGUGUGCACUCUGAUUUCAUUCUUGGGGCCCUCAGUCUCCGCUCUAACAAUGAAAGUCUCUGCUAGGAAAACUGCAUUUCUGUUGGACCACAGCAGCUUUCAGCUCUACUUCAGCCUCUGCAGCCAGUCCUUCCUGCUUCCCUUUGCCUAAGGCAGUGUUUGCAUUGAAUGCAUGACAUUCACAGGCCUAGAAGUAUUCCAGUUAAGAACAUUGUGUCUGCUGAACAACCUGCAGGAUUGCAAGCACCAGGUAGUGUGAGUCUAAGGACACAUUCUUUCCGAGUGCCUUUGCUUACAGCCAGAAUUGCCAGCAAUGAAUUCAGUUUACAGUGUUGUCAGCCUGCCAUUUCUUAUAUGCUAGAUAAUACCUUUCUAAAAACAGAGCACCCCAUGGGAACCAUUGAUGCAGGGGGAGGGCAACUGGGAGGAAGAAUAUCUCCAACAUGCUAAGUUAUGACUCCUGCUGAGACUGAAUUUCAGUUACAUGGAAGCAGUAGAACAGCUGUAGUGGAUGAGUUGAAAAUCCAGCUGUAUUCAGCCUUUAACUGGUGCUGAUCUGACAUCCUUUCCAGAAAAAUGGCCCAAAAGACGAUUCUACUAUCCAGAAUGACCUCAAUGAAUCGUUUGAGGAAGAAGUUAGAGCAUUCCUCAGUGAUGAAGAGAAACUGCAUCUUUUUGACGACCUCACAAAGGUUAAUCCGGUGACAACUACAACAGGUAACAAAUCUGAAGAUUUUUGUUACAAACAGACACAGGAAGAGUUGAAUACACUUUGCAAAAGAUGCUAACAGAAGGUGUGUCUUUCAGUUCUGAAAUGUCUUCAAGCAAGAUAUACAGUAAACUUGUUUUAUACAAAUGCUGGCUGCAGCCUGGUGGCUUUAAAUCCGUUUCAGCCUGUCUCCUACCUCUAUUCACCAGAGCUUAUGAGAGAGUACCAUGUUGCACUUCACCCUCAGGAUUUAAAACCUCACAUCUUUGCAGUGGCUGAGCAAACCUACCGAAACGUCCAAAGCCAGAUAGCCCCUGUAAACCAGUCUAUAAUUGUAAGUGGAGAAAGUGGUGCUGGGAAGACCUGGACAUCUCGCUGCCUUAUGAAAUUCUAUGCUUCUGUUGCUGCUCCAGUUAUCUCCCCUAAAGGCAGUGAAACUGUGGAAAGGAUAGAGAAAAGAGUGUUGGAUUCCAACCCUGUCAUGGAAGCAUUUGGAAACGCAUGUACCCUGCGGAAUAACAACAGCAGCCGUUUUGGAAAGUAUAUCCAGCUUCAGUUAGACAGGUGUCACCAUCUGACUAGUGCUUCCAUUCAAACUUUCCUUUUGGAGAAGACCAGAGUUGUGUAUCAGGCCCCCAGUGAAAGAAACUUCCAUAUUUUUUAUCAGAUCACAAAAGGUGCUACUGCAGAUGAGAGGUUGGAAUGGAACCUUCCAGAAGGGGCUGAGUAUUGUUGGCUGCCAAAUUCUGAAAGGAACUUAGAUGAGGACUGCUUCGAGGUGACCAGAGAUGCCAUGUUUCACUUGGGCAUUGACCACUCCACACAGAACAAUAUUUUCAAGGUACUUUCAGGCCUUCUUCAUCUUGGGAAUGUUCAAUUCUCUAAUCCAGUGGAUGAAUCUCAGCCUUGUGAACUAGAAGACAAAACCAAAGACUCUGUGAAGACUGCUGGAGCUUUGCUGCACAUCCCUGUUGAGGAGCUGCUGGAGUCGCUGAGGAUUCGAACAAUAACUGCUGGAAAACAACAACAGGUCUUCAAGAAGCCAUGCUCCAGAACCGAGUGUGAGACCAGGAGGGACUGCCUUGCCAAAGUGAUUUAUGCCAAAUUGUUUGAGUGGCUCGUUUUGGUCAUAAAUGAAAGCAUCUAUGCAGAUUCAUCAACAUGGACCAACUUCAUAGGUUUGUUGGAUGUUUACGGUUUUGAAGCCUUCCCUGAAAACAACUUGGAACAACUUUGUAUUAACUAUGCCAACGAGAAACUGCAGCAGCACUUUGUAGUGCACUAUCUGAAAGCACAACAGGAAGAAUAUGCAGCUGAAGGCUUACAGUGGUCUUUCAUCGACUACCAGGAUAACCAGAAGUGCCUUGAUCUGAUAGAGGGCAAUCCCCUCAGCAUUUUUUCUUUGCUGAAUGAGGAGUGCCGUCUGAAUAGAUCCUGUAACACUGACCUCUUUCAAACUCGGAUUGAGAAGGCCUUGUCUAGUAAUCAAUGUUUAAGUCGAAACAAGUUUAGUAAGAAGCCUAACUUUAUUAUUUCACAUUAUGCUGGCAAAGUCUGCUAUCAGUUGGCAACAAUGGUGGAGAAAAAUAAGGACCCCAUUGCACCAGAACUGGUUCAGGUUCUGCAGAAUUCAAAGGACCCUUUGCUUCAGAAAUUAUUUCCUGUGACAGAAAGGAACCAAAAUAACAUCAAACCCCAGAACAGAGCAGCUGUGGUGACAGUGGUGGCCAAGUUCAAGGCUUCACUUGAACAUCUCAUGGAGAUUCUGAAUAGCACCACACCACAUUACAUCCGAUGCAUCAAGCCUAAUGCCGACUGCAAGGCAAUGACUUUUAAAAGACAAGAGGUUCUCAGCCAGCUUAAGGCAUGUGGAAUUGUUGAAGCCAUCACCAUCAGUGCAGCAGGCUUCCCUGUUAGAAUCCCUCUCCAGAGUUUCACUGAGCGCUAUGAAAUACUGAGAACAUCACGUGGAUGCAAUAAAAACAGAGGCUGUGAUAAAAGCAACUAUCAUACUGCUGAGCAAAAUGGCAAGACUCCAGUGGCAGAUGAUGACAGAGCAUCACGCUCUGUGGUUUUUGAGAUCCUUCAGAAUGUGACUGGACAAAGUGCUGCUGGGCAGACAGGGAACAGAGCAGAAAACAUGUCCGUGUACUGCGGCAAAACCAAAGUAUUUAUGGCGAAUUCUGUGCUGGAGCAGCUGGAAACUAGAAGAGCAGAGGUGCUAAAUGAGAAAGCAUUUUGCAUUCAGUGUUGCUGGAGAAGAUUUAAACAGAGGAAACUAGCAAAGGAGAGGUGGUCUGCAACUGUCAUCCAAGCAGCUGUUCGUUCCUGGUUAGCCAAGAAUCGCUUCCAAAGGAUGCGCAGGGCUGCUCGUGUCAUUAAGUGUGGCUGGAGGAAAUGGAAAGCAAAAAUGGCUGCAUUAGCAGCAGCAGAAUUGGAUGAGGGUGAAGAAAAGGGGUUCUCCGCUCCUGGAGCUACGCUGAUCUCAGCCAAACCACCUUGCUCUUUGGAAACAACUUGGCCUCUGCAGGCAGUAAUUCAGUUCUGGCCUCUUGGGCUUGUCCUGGCUGCUGCACCCAUUACUGUAACAGGGCCUCGGAGGGACCUGUCCUUGCUGGCAUGUCUCAAAGUGCUUCAGGAGAAUGACUGCUACAAGGUGAAAAGCUGUUUCUUUGGCUGUGGCAUCACCUCCAUUAGAGCUCUCCCACAGGGCUCUGUCAAGUUCCACUGUAAGAAGUCUCCCCUGCAUUACGCAGAUGUCAGCCCCCACACAGAUGCCUACUCCAUCACUGGAUUUAACCAGAUUUUAUUGGACAGAAAAAAGCUCCUUCCAACAUAGCUUUUGGCCAUCUUACUGGACUUUUUCCUUCAUGGAAGGGCUGUCUGCAAGCUGCUGCUUUCAAAUUACUUAACGUCCAUAUCUGCUGCUA
Neopsephotus bourkii (Bourke's parrot) is the source of this 4008-nucleotide messenger RNA. RefSeq names its product myosin XIX (gene MYO19). Gene Ontology annotation, molecular function: microfilament motor activity; ATP binding; actin filament binding. NCBI's taxonomy places the organism in Eukaryota, Metazoa, Chordata, Aves, Psittaciformes, Psittacidae. Gene Ontology annotation, cellular component: myosin complex; cytoplasm; actin cytoskeleton. The transcript has 24 exons. The record is from RefSeq and is a predicted model, not a curated record. Gene Ontology annotation, biological process: vesicle transport along actin filament; actin filament organization. The coding region runs from base 1293 to 3917 and encodes 874 amino acids.